CGUUUCGCCGUCAAUCCUGCCAGUUACUUUCUACAAACGACUGCAACAAGUUCUGGUCAAAUAAAGCUUCUGUCCUAUAUUAUAUUAUUAUUAUUGAACAGGGGAUACCUGAAGAUCAUUUCCGUAGGUCGAAAAAUAUAUCUGGAGAAAGCAACUCAUUGUAGUGUCGUUUGUUUUAUCGCGUUUCUGGGCAAUAGUACAGUGCACGACCCCGUGCAUCAUCACUGAUACACAACUGGAGCGCUACAUCAACGCAGGUAUGGAGAAGGAGCAGCAGGCAGAGUCUCUGAACGCCAUCCCCAUUAAGCCAGAGUAUCCACCCUCAGAGCUUUAUGGUUCCGAAGCUCCACCGGCCUACCAACGUCCAAAAAGUACUCCAGUCCAAGUAACUAAAAUAAUAGCAGUAACGAUCAUUCUGGUUUCUUUUAUCCUUGGUGGAUUCAUUUUGGCAUCAUCCUACGUCACAGCCAAUGCCACAUUCAGGCAAUUGGAACAGGAAAUGCAAUUGCUUAGUGAUACAGCCGACAAAUUUCAAGCACCAUUGCAACCCGAAGCACUGAUUCAGGAAGAACCUAUCCAACGACAAGCCUCUUCAGACGUUCUUCGCACGGAGGAGAAAGUCAAAGAGGUGCAGGAUAAUGGCAUAGCUCAAGAUAACGACGACAACAACGACAAUAACAAUAACAAUAGCAACAACAAUGGAAAAGAUGAUACAAAAGAUACCGAGUCUGUUGAAAGCAACGAAAAUUCUUCAGAAAACGAUUUAUCCGAUGAUUCAGGUCCAGCUAGUCAAUUUCCAUUCGAUAUCGAUCAAAUCAUCGAAGCUCUCGUAGAGAAGAAUCAGAGAUCAAAAAUGAACUGUAUUGUUGAAAAGAAACGUGCCGAAGAAGUUGUUGACCAUCAACCAAAGACCAUUAGGUUGCCGUUCGGAGUUAAUCUCACUACCGAUCCAAGAUAUGAACAUCUUACUGGGGAACGAAUGGUCAUCAUUUGUGAAAGUGGGAAAAUCCAAAGGCGCAUCCCAAUUCCACCGCAAGCUCGUCAUCAGUUCGAGCCAGAACAAGAAGACGACUCUGAUGACUCUGAGGAAACCAUAAUGAUCCAACCAAUGGUUAUUCCACUUGGCCCGGCCGGUUCAUUCCAAACCCACAUGCCCCAACAAAUGCGUCCCAUGAUUCGUCCACUUCCAGCUCAAAUUCAACCUGAACAGCCACAACAGGUACAACGUCAAGUUCCUCAAUUCCAAGUACAACGUCAGAUUGAAAUCCAAAUCCACCCUCAACCACAAGCUCAAAUGGUCCAAUCGAUGCCUGUUCCUCAACAAAUCCAAAUCAUCCCCCUUACCCCAGCUCAAACUCCUCAAAUGCAUCAAGCUCCUCAAACUCCAGCUCAAGUGAUGCAAGUCCCACAACCCAUGGAAACUCUCCGACCACCACGACCAGAGCAGCCCGAACCACAACAAUACACAGAAACAGUUCUUCCUCCUUAUCACGUGAUGCAGCAAAUUGCUCAACAAAUCCUCAAUCAAAGGCUUCAAUUGGAGGCGCAAAGAGCCCAAGAAGAGAACAUGAGGAGAUACGCCGCCCAACAAGCAGCAGAGAGAAUGGCUCAAGAGGAAGCCCGCAGAGAAUCUUUUGUUAGAGAGGAAGAAGCACGAAGAGCCGCUGCCGUCGAAGCCGCAAGAAGGGAAGAAGAAGCACGACGAGCUGCCGUCAUGGAAGCCCAAAGAGAAGAAGCCCGUAGAAUAGCAAUGAUGGAAGCAGCUCAGAGAGCCGCUCAAGUGGCCGCAGCACAAGAAGCUGCCCAAAGAGCUGCUCAGGAAGAAGCUCGUAGAAUUGCAUUUGAACAAGCCCGCGAAGAAUCGGCCAGAAGAGCAGCUGCCCAUGAAGCUGUGCAGAGAGCUGUCCAAGAAGCUGCCAGAAGAGCCAUCGCUCAAGCUGCAGCCCAACGCGCUGUCCAAGAGGCCAACAACAAUAUUCAACAAGACGAUGACGAUACCAAAGAGGAUGAAUCCCAGCCUUCUUCCGAACAACGAGUACCUGUAAACGCCAUCCCUAUGAUGAUGCCGCCGCGAAUUCCUUUUCCAGAAGAACUUCUCCGCCAGAUCAAUAAACUCCAACCCAACCAUGAAAUGAUUGUCCAGAUUGCAGAAGAGCCAUCUGAAUCGGAAGAAACCAGGGAAAUCCACGUGAUGCCGCAGGAAAAUCAACAAGUACCAGACAAGCUCAUUCAUAUCCCGGUUCCCAUGAUGCCCCAAGAAGUCCACAUUCAGCAACUUGAACAGAGCCAGCCACAACAACAGGAUCCACGUGAACAACCAAAUACACAAGAACAGCAACAACAACAACAACCACAAGAACAACAACAACCACACGCUCAACAACCCCAACUCCCACAGCAACAGCAGCAACCACCCCAGCAGCAGCAGCCAAUUCCCCAAGAACAGCAACAAGCUAUUGAAAUGCAAGAACAGCAAGCCAUGCCAAGCUCCGAGGAAUCUGAAGUCAGGCCACACUAUGUACAGCCACGCUCCGUUUCAGCAUAGAGGGCUGACUUUUCUAUUCAAGUAACCUUCUCUAAAAAGUUUCGCUAGAGCUUACUUAAUAGCAAAAAAAUAUAUAUCUAUAUAUAAUGUUAAAAAAAAAUCUGUUAUACAACGUUUCGGUUUAAUUCUUUGUUAGGAAUGCUUUCAGUAUUCUAUCUAUAAAAAGCUUGACUAAUUGAUUCCAUGUAAUAAUAACAUUCUCUAACAUACGUAUGUAAUAUUAUAUACUAUCUACCUAUUCUGUAACGUGGAUCUUUCAACCUGUAAUUAAAGGGAUUUAGACAUGAGUUUUCUUACGUAUAUUAUUAUGUAAAUAUAGCUGGCACAGUUAAGUUGCUCCGUGUAUAGGUACUUCCCCACCCUGUCCGUUUCCUUUUUUUUUUUGUUUUAGAAUUAAGUUGCUAAAUGUGUAAAAGUUAUUGUUUCUUGCUUGUAAAAGUAUUUUCGAGUGUAAAUAGCUCCCUACGAUUAGAUGUAUCUGGGUAUUGUGAUAGACGUACGAGAAAAGUAUUUUGUAAAAUUUAUAUAAAUAAAAACUACCAAAUUAUUA
Messenger RNA from Agrilus planipennis (emerald ash borer), 3095 nucleotides. RefSeq lists its product as uncharacterized. Bases 260 to 2545 code for a protein of 761 amino acids. The transcript has 6 exons. The record is from RefSeq and is a predicted model, not a curated record. Lineage: Eukaryota; Metazoa; Arthropoda; Insecta; Coleoptera; Buprestidae.